Pollicipes pollicipes is the source of this 1455-nucleotide messenger RNA. RefSeq names its product exostosin-2. The transcript is spliced from 10 exons. Bases 1 to 1455 code for a protein of 484 amino acids. Gene Ontology annotation, molecular function: glycosyltransferase activity. NCBI's taxonomy places the organism in Eukaryota, Metazoa, Arthropoda, Thecostraca, Pollicipedomorpha, Pollicipedidae. The record is from RefSeq and is a predicted model, not a curated record. Gene Ontology annotation, cellular component: membrane.
AUGAACGUGUACCAGUGCGGCGGCGCGCGCCGCAGCCGCAUCGCUGUGUACGUGUACCCGUACGCGCGGUACGCGGACGAGCGCGGCCGGGCACUUGUGCCGCUCUCGCGCGAGUACCUGGACGUGCUGCAAGCGGUGCAGCAGAGCCCGUUCUACACAGACGACCCGCACGAGGCGUGCAUCUUCCUGCCGGCGAUCGACACCUGGCAGGACGGCGAGAACCACCUGGUGUUCAGCGUGUGGCCUGGCACCGGAACGGAGCGGCUGGGCCGCGCCCUGCUGGCCGGCGCCAGCCUCUCCAGCCUGGUGUACCGGCACGGCUUCGAUGUGUCGCUGCCGACGGGGGCCGAGUUCUGCCUGGCAGUGCGCGGCGCCCACCUAGGGCCCGAGGCGCUGGCGGACGCGCUGGCCGUGCUCGACUGGACGCGGAUCGGUCUGCACGUGUACGAGGAGGACCUGGCCCGGCUGCCCGACAUACUCGCAGAGGUGUCCGAGUCGCGACGGCUCGAGAUGCGGCGCCAGGGCGCCUGGGUGUGGCGCCGCUACUUACGCUCGUUCCGCGAGAUGGCGCUCACCACACUGCAGAUCGUCAACCGACCGCGUCAUGUGUCACCGGCGUACCCGCUGACGGUGCCGUACACGGCCCCGCGCAGCCAGGGCUUCACCGCCGUCGUGCUGACGUACGACCGGCUGGACAGCCUGUACCAGAUCAUUGAGACGGUGGCGCUGGCGCCCUCGCUCUCCAAGGUGCUCGUGGUGUGGAACAACCAGAAGAAGGCGCCGCCCAGCGCGUCGUUGUGGCCGACCAUCUCGAAGCCGCUGAAGGUGGUGCAGACAGGCGCCAACCUGCUCAGCAACAGGUUCUACCCGUACGACGAGAUCGAGACCGAGUGUGUGCUGGCACUGGACGACGACAUCACCAUGCUGACCGUCGACGAGCUCGAGUUCGGCUACCAGGUGUGGCGGGAAUACCCGGACAGGAUCGUCGGCUUUCCGUCGCGGAACCACGUGUGGAACAACGUCACGCAGAGCUGGGGCUACGACUCCGAAUGGACCAGCGACCUGUCCAUGGUGCUCACCGGCGCAGCCUUCUAUCACAAGUACUGGAACUAUCGGUACACAAACUCCCUCCCUGGCAACAUCAAACAGUGGGUGGAUGACAACAUGAACUGUGAGGAUAUCGCGAUGAACUUCUUGGUCAGCAACGUCACUGGCAAGGCCCCCAUCAAGGUGGCGGCGCGGAAGAAGUUCAAGUGCACGUCCGCCGACUGCAGCGGUGGCGACCUGUCGGCGAACGUGGACCACUUCAUCGAGCGGUCCGACUGCAUCCAGCACUUCGUGGGCGCGUUCGGCGCCAUGCCGCUGCGCAGGGUGCAGUUCCGCGCCGACCCUGUCCUCUACCGGGACGACUUCCCGGCCAAGCUCAAGCGUUACAACGACGUGGGCAGUCUGUGA